Messenger RNA from Prosopis cineraria, 1019 nucleotides. RefSeq lists its product as uncharacterized. Bases 37 to 906 code for a protein of 289 amino acids. The record is from RefSeq and is a predicted model, not a curated record. The transcript has a single exon. Lineage: Eukaryota; Viridiplantae; Streptophyta; Magnoliopsida; Fabales; Fabaceae. Gene Ontology annotation, biological process: root development; shoot system development.
CUCAUCUCCAAGCCUUCUAUAUUCUAAGAAGAGAAAAUGGAAGCCAUUGAAUCAAACCCAAAGAUCUCUCUGCAUACACGCACUAAUAGCUUUCCCACCGCACCUCACCCCCUUGUAUCACAAUUUGAGGAUCAUCUGAACAGAUUGAAGUCUUCUGAUUCUUCCUCUUCUUCAUCUUCUUUAAGGUACAAACUCAGUGGCUUGCAGGAUUUACAGGACUAUCAUGAUAAGUUGCUUCAAUUGUCAACCGCCCGACAAGUCUUUGCACAAGAUUGCAGCCAAAAAUGUGUUGAUGAACUACUUGAUGGGUCUCUAAGGCUCUUGGAUAUCUGCAGUACUGCUAAAGAUUGUCUUGAACAGUCAAAGGAGUCCGUGUAUGAAGUUCAGUCAGCCAUAAGAAGAAGGGGAGCUGAAGCUGCAUUCACAGUUGGGGCUGGAAAUUAUUUGGCUUCAAGGAAAAAUGUGAAGAAAGCAGUUCGAAAGACCUUGGGAAACAUCAAAGAAAUAAGAAAUCAAUUCAUAGUUUCGUCUGCAACCAAGGAACAUGACAUGCUAGGCAUGCUAAAAGAAGCAGAAGCAGUCACUGUGAGCACAUUAGAAUCUUUGCUGUACUUCAUCUCCGAUCCAAAGGGACAGUCAAAACAAAGCAGAUGGUCAGCAAUUUCCAAGUUGAUGCAGCCAAAAAGAGUUGCUUGUGACUCUCAAGAAUUAAGCACAAAUGAAUUUGAGAAGGCAGAUACUACUUUGAAGUCUCUCAUCAGUGGCAAGAAAGCAUCCAUGGACAAUAUUCAAGGCCAUUUGGAAAACUUGGAGAUGUGCAUUCAGGAUCUAGAGAUAAAAGUUGAAUGCCUCUCAAGGAAACUUGUCAGAACCAGGGUUUCCCUUCUUAACAUCUUCAACCACUAGUUACAUAAAAUAUCUAGGAUGACCUCGGACACUCCAAUUCAUUUUUUCCCCAUGAGUGUCUCAUAGUUGUACAUGAAUGUGAUUGAUAAUACUGAGCAUAUAUUCUGGGAUCA